CCUGGGCGCCCGGGGCGGCGGCGCAGAGCCGGGCCGGCGCACGAGGCGGUAGCGCGGCCAUGACUGCAGAGAAGGCGCUGCCCUUGGGCAAUGGGAAGGCUGCCGAGGAGGCGCGGGAGUCUGAGGCGCUGGGCGGCGGCGGUGGCGGGGGCGCGGCGGGGACGCGCGAGUCGCGCGACAAGGCGGUCCACGAGCGUGGCCACUGGAACAACAAGGUGGAGUUCGUACUGAGCGUGGCGGGGGAGAUCAUCGGGCUGGGCAACGUGUGGCGCUUUCCCUACCUGUGCUACAAGAACGGCGGAGGGGCCUUCCUGAUUCCUUACGUGGUGUUUUUCAUUUGCUGUGGAAUUCCUGUGUUCUUCCUGGAAACAGCCCUGGGGCAGUUCACGAGUGAAGGUGGCAUCACGUGCUGGAGGAAAGUCUGCCCUUUGUUUGAAGGCAUCGGCUAUGCGACACAGGUGAUUGAGGCUCACCUCAACGUCUACUACAUCAUCAUCUUGGCAUGGGCCAUCUUCUACCUGAGCAACUGUUUCACCACUGAGCUCCCGUGGGCCAGCUGUGGGCAUGAGUGGAACACAGAGAAAUGUGUGGAGUUCCAGAAACUGAAUAUGAGCAACUACAGUCAUGUGUCCCUGCAGAAUGCCACCUCCCCGGUCAUGGAGUUCUGGGAGCGUCGGGUCCUGGCCAUCUCUGAUGGGAUCGAGCACAUCGGCAACCUCCGCUGGGAGCUGGCUCUGUGUCUCCUGGCAGCCUGGACUAUCUGCUACUUCUGUAUCUGGAAGGGUACCAAGUCGACGGGAAAGGUCGUCUAUGUCACUGCAACCUUCCCAUACAUCAUGCUGCUGAUCCUCCUGAUCCGAGGGGUGACGCUGCCGGGGGCUUCUGAAGGCAUCAAAUUUUACCUGUACCCUGACCUCUCCCGACUCUCUGACCCACAGGUGUGGGUGGAUGCUGGGACACAGAUCUUUUUCUCCUAUGCCAUCUGUCUGGGCUGCCUGACCGCUCUGGGAAGUUACAACAGUUACAACAACAACUGCUACAGGGAUUGUAUCAUGCUGUGCUGCCUGAACAGUGGUACCAGCUUCGUGGCCGGGUUUGCCAUCUUCUCUGUCCUGGGUUUCAUGGCGUAUGAGCAGGGAGUGCCCAUAGCCGAGGUGGCAGAGUCAGGACCCGGAUUGGCUUUCAUUGCCUACCCCAAGGCUGUCACCAUGAUGCCCCUCUCUCCACUGUGGGCCACCUUGUUCUUCAUGAUGCUUAUCUUCCUGGGCCUGGACAGCCAGUUCGUGUGUGUAGAGAGCCUUGUGACUGCCGUGGUGGACAUGUACCCCAAAGUCUUCCGGAGAGGCUACAGGCGCGAGCUGCUCAUCCUGGCCCUGUCCAUCAUCUCUUACUUCCUAGGCCUUGUAAUGUUGACAGAGGGAGGCAUGUAUAUCUUCCAGCUCUUUGAUUCCUAUGCCGCCAGUGGUAUGUGCCUGCUCUUCGUGGCCAUCUUCGAGUGUGUCUGCAUCGGCUGGGUGUAUGGAAGCAACCGGUUCUAUGAUAAUAUUGAGGACAUGAUUGGCUACCGGCCGCUGUCACUCAUUAAGUGGUGCUGGAAAGUCGUGACCCCUGGGAUCUGUGCGGGCAUCUUCAUCUUCUUUCUGGUCAAGUAUAAGCCACUCAAGUACAAUAAUGUGUACACAUAUCCAGCCUGGGGCUAUGGCAUUGGCUGGCUUAUGGCUCUGUCCUCCAUGCUGUGCAUUCCACUCUGGAUCUUCAUCAAGGUGUGGAAGACGGAGGGCACACUGUCUGAGAAAUUACAGAAGUUGACACUAUCCAGUGCUGAUCUGAAAAUGCGGGGCAAGCUUGGGGCAGGCCCACGGACGGUGACCGUUAAUGACUGUGAGGCCAAAGUCAAGGGCGACGGCACCAUUUCGGCCAUCACAGAGAAGGAGACUCACUUCUGAGCUCCCACCAAACACUCAGAUGUUUCUCCCGCCCUUGCCCCAUGUGUAAAUGAAUCCCUGAAAUUUGUACUUUGCCUAAUGUUAGGGGCUCGCUCUUCUGCACAGGACCUAUUAACAAGUUAAUUCCCAGCCAGCCACUGUGCACCCUGUACCCUGGCCUCACCUCCAUGACCUGACCAAGAUAACUCUGUACAGUGACUAGCAGAUCCCAGCCUACGGUGGCUUAACCCAUGUUUUCUAGCAAUUCUGUAUCAUACUGUAAACUUUUAUACAUGGGCUGUGUGCAGAUGGAGCAGAGUGGAGGAGUGGCACCCAUCCCCUUCUGACAGCCUUUCAAUCUGUUCUUUGUCUAUGGCCUUCCCCAGUCACUCUCCUCCAUGCCCCAGGAACAGUUUUUUCUCCUAGGUCUUCUUUUUUCCAGCGAUAUGACCUUUGUCCAUGUUAGGGUUGAAAAUAUUCCCCAGCUUCCAGGAGUCAAAGAUUGUCCCUCUCAGUGACUGUGGCCACUCCCUUCCCUCCCCAGAUCUCAGUUUUCCCCACAUCUCACAUUGGUGGAGGGGAUGGAGUGGAGUCCUUCCCUUAUAGGGAGGACAGUUCUCCACCUGCCUCUUUGCCUUGCCGCCUGCCUUUGACUUUUACUCUCUCCAGAGAAGUGCUGGUCUCCUCUCUGUCCCCCUUCCUGCUGCACCCUGUCCCCACUUGCUUAUUUUAAAUCAAAUCUAUCAUGAAAUGAUUGUGUUCCCCCAGAACUCUAAUUUUAGCUCAUCCCUGAUCCCUGGAGACCAGCCCAUCCCCAACCCCUCUGGCAGGAGCUGCCACCAUCCGUCCAGCCCUCCUGGCCAUUGGUUCUGUCCCUCUCGUCAGGAGGUAGCCAUCACUUCUUGCAGCUGCCUGGCUGGGCCCUCUGGCUGAGAACCUAUGGCAGCCGCUGAAGGGGAGCUACAGUGAAGCCUGAAGCUGGAUGCCACCCAUGUCCCCUACCCUAUGCCACCUUCUCUCUCUUGCUGGCACCUUCCACUUCCCUCCCCUCCUGCCUGUGCCUGCAGAUUCAGUGAGAAGGCCCUACCCACCUGUCACCAGGCCCUGGGGAGCCUGCGCUCCUGCCCACCAGAGGGAAGAGCUGGCCAUCCAUCCAUGGGUUCUUCCCUGUAUGUGGAGAUGCAGAACAAAUGCAGCCCCCAGGGGGAGGAUGGCUCUACAACCCCCUGCCUGCCCUCAAACUUCUUGGACUGACCUCAUCUGCUGGGUUUCCCCACUGCUUUGUCUGCCCAGAUACUGUGGGUGGGUGGGAAGUCGGGGAAGGAGUGGUCUUUCCCUUUUCUUUUAGUUUCUCAGUUUUGUCUGGUGGAGAGGUGAGAUCUCUCCACACUAAGGCUCCAGGGUCCUAUCAGAGACCUGUGUGCUCUAUUCACCCAGAGUUUCCAGACUCCUAGCUGUUCUGCCCUGUCCAGCCUGCUCCCUUCCCUCCAAAGCCUGGCUUGCCUAAGCCAGAUGCUCAUCACCCUCUGGAAAAUUGGGCACUUGUUCAGACCCCUCUGUGCACACAGCCCAGGCCCCCAGCUGCUCACAGGCCACAUGAUCCUCUCAGAAGGCCAGCAUCACCCUGAAGAUGACCUGCAGGGUUAUUCAUCACCUGUUGCCCCCCUCCAGCACCCCAGGGAGGGAGGCUGCCCAUUGCUGCUACUGGUCCUCACCACCAACUCCCUCAUGGACAGAUGGAUGGACAGAUCCCCAAGGUCUGUCAUCACAAAUGCACGUGUUGUAUAUGUGGCCCUUAACGAUUGACUCUUAACACUACUCAUGGGACAGGGUGAAGGGAGGCUUGUGGUUUGGGGGUGUCUUUUAUAAUUUCCUACUAGUAUUUGGAUAACUGUAGGGGCAGGGGAGGACAAGUAUGGGCAGGGGAAUGUGUCAUUGUGGCAACAUUUUUUGAUAUUCAUUAGAAAUGAUACAUCCUUUCUGAGAUAUUUACGAUAUUAUUAAAAAAUGA
Nannospalax galili (Upper Galilee mountains blind mole rat) is the source of this 3936-nucleotide messenger RNA. RefSeq names its product solute carrier family 6 member 11 (gene Slc6a11). Gene Ontology annotation, cellular component: plasma membrane. The coding region runs from base 60 to 1946 and encodes 628 amino acids. The record is from RefSeq and is a predicted model, not a curated record. Gene Ontology annotation, molecular function: gamma-aminobutyric acid:sodium:chloride symporter activity. Gene Ontology annotation, biological process: sodium ion transmembrane transport; neurotransmitter transport. Lineage: Eukaryota; Metazoa; Chordata; Mammalia; Rodentia; Spalacidae. The transcript is spliced from 14 exons.